AUGGCCGAGGAACUAGAAAUAACAUUGAAACCAACGCUGGAAACAUUUAUAGAUGAUCCCACUAGUUUGGAUGAAGUUAACGUUGAUGAGAUAGUGUUUGACAUCUCACAUAGCAUCAAAGAUAUCAACAAAUUACAUGUUUAUCAUUCUAUUUGCAUCUUUAAGAACAUGUUGCAGGAUAUUAUAAAGCUUCAGAGCAAUAGUGAGAUGUUCCAUCGGUUUCGGAAACAACAGCUAGAAAAGUAUUAUCAGAUCAACAUCAAUGACUUGUCGAGUAAUUCCAACAAACUUGAAUCUUCGUCAAAGGUUACAAGGCUUUCUACCCCGCCAUUGAAAAGUGAUACACCCCCAUGUUCCCCACCAUUAAAGUUUGCUAGGGUUCAUAAAGAAAAUUUCAACGAUAGCAUUAAGGAAACUACACCUGACUCAUUAGAUGAUCGUAAUGAAGUGAAGAGCUUUGAAAAUGGAGCCGAAAGUGAAGAUGAUGAUGGGUCGCAAAAUGGAGAUGCGCCAUAUAUUAUGAUGGAAACCCUUAGGGAAGAUUACGAUGCAAACGACAUAGGAGCAGAGAAAUUCUACGAACUUGAUAAUAUCCGACAAGAAAUAGCAUAUAAUGAAUCUAGAAAGAUUAAAGACCAGAACUCGCAUAUCUUGAAAGGGUUUGGUCUUGCGAAAAAGCCCACCCUAUCUAUUGAAGAGUUUUUAGUAAGACUACAAACUUAUUCAUCGUCAUUAUCGGUACUGGUGUAUAUCCAAGCAGCCUACAUGAUGUUUAAACUUUGCAUUUUAUUGGAUAUAGUUCCCUUGACAGAUUUGAACGUUUACAGGUUCAUACUUGCCCUGGUCAGAUGUCUGACGAAAACUUUGGAAGACAUCUACCAGAAACAGAAGGUGUUUGCCACUGUUGGAGGGGUGUCUCAGAAAGAUUUAUUCAAAAUUGAAGUUGGAUUCUUAUACUUGUGCAAUUUUAAAGUUGUGUUCAGUGAAAAUAAUCUUCAAAGACUUUUGAAGGACAACUUUGUCGACUUAAGACAAUUUAUGAAGGAUGAUUUUAAUGACAAUUAG
Molecule: messenger RNA, 1065 nt
Organism: [Candida] anglica
Lineage: Eukaryota; Fungi; Ascomycota; Pichiomycetes; Serinales; Debaryomycetaceae
Source: the annotation of a GenBank genome assembly